AUUGUCUCUGCCUUUACAACAGGUUCGGGCGGCGGGGAAGACGGGCGGGACCCGGGCCGCCCCAGCCCGGGUUUUCUUGGGGCCGCCUCCCUCCUCCGGGUGUGCGAUUCUUUGGCUGCUUUCAGUCGGCUCGGGAGCGAAUCCCCCGGCGGAGCAGCCCCGGGGCGAGUUCGACCCCUCCCUCGGCCCCCCUCCCGGCCCGCGCCGCCGCCUCGGCUCUGCGUGUGGGAAUGAUGUGCGCAUUGGAGGGUCUAAGUUCUUCAUGCGCCUGGGGGGGCCUCCCUUUUCUUUCUUAGGCAACGCACUCGUAUUAAUCCUACUAAUUAGUCAAUCCGAGGCAGCGACCGGAGAAACAAACGCUAUUUUCCCGCUUGAUUCCAAGAACCUCUUCGAUUUUUAUUUUUUAUUUUUAAAGAGGGAGACGAUGGACUGAGCGGAUCCACACCAUGGAGUCUCGGGUCUUUCUGAGAACAUUCUGUUUGAUCUUCGGUCUCGGAGCAGUUUGGGGGCUUGGUGUGGACCCCUCCCUGCAGAUUGACGUCUUAACAGAGUUAGAACUUGGGGAGUCCACGGCCGGAGUGCGCCAGGUCCCCGGGCUGCAUAAUGGGACGAAAGCCUUUCUCUUUCAAGAUACUCCCAGAAGCAUAAAAGCAUCCACUGCUACAGCUGAACAGUUUUUUCAGAAGCUGAGAAAUAAACAUGAAUUUACUGUUUUGGUGACCCUAAAACAGACCCACUUAAAUUCAGGAGUUAUUCUCUCAAUUCACCACCUGGAUCACAGGUACCUGGAACUGGAAAGCAGUGGUCAUCGGAAUGAAAUCAGAUUGCAUUACCGCUCAGGCAGUCACCGCCCUCACACAGAAGUGUUUCCUUACAUUUUGGCUGAUGACAAGUGGCACAAACUCUCCUUAGCCAUCAGUGCCUCCCAUUUGAUUUUACACAUCGACUGCAAUAAAAUUUAUGAAAGGGUGGUGGAAAAACCCUCCACAGAUUUGCCUGUAGGAACAACACUUUGGCUAGGACAGAGAAAUAAUGCACAUGGAUAUUUUAAGGGCAUAAUGCAAGAUGUGCAAUUACUUGUCAUGCCCCAAGGAUUUAUUGCUCAGUGCCCAGAUCUUAAUCGCACCUGCCCAACUUGCAAUGACUUCCAUGGACUUGUGCAGAAAAUCAUGGAGCUGCAGGAUAUUCUAGCCAAAACAUCAGCCAAGCUGUCUCGGGCUGAACAGCGAAUGAAUAGAUUGGAUCAAUGCUAUUGUGAAAGGACGUGCACCAUGAAGGGAACCACCUACCGAGAAUUUGAGUCCUGGACAGACGGCUGUAAGAACUGCACAUGCCUGAACGGAACCAUCCAGUGUGAAAUUCUGAUCUGCCCAGUUCCUGACUGCCCACUUAAGUCGGCUCUUGCGUACGUGGACGGCAAGUGCUGUAAGGAAUGCAAAUCAAUCUGCCAAUUUCAAGGACGCACCUACUUUGAAGGAGAAAGAAGUACAGUUUAUUCUUCUUCUGGAGUAUGUGUUCUCUAUGAGUGCAAGGAUCACACCAUGAAACUUGUUGAGAGUUCAGGGUGUCCAGCUUUGGAUUGUCCAGAGUCUCAUCAGAUUACCUUGUCUCAUAGCUGUUGCAAAGUUUGUAAAGGUUAUGACUUUUGUUCUGAGAGGCAUAACUGCAUGGAGAAUUCUGUCUGCAGAAAUCUGAAUGACAGGGCUGUUUGUAACUGUCGAGAUGGUUUUAGGGCUCUUCGAGAGGAUAAUGCCUACUGUGAAGACAUUGAUGAGUGUGCUGAAGGACGCCAUUACUGUCGUGAAAAUACGAUGUGUGUCAAUACUCCAGGUUCUUUCAUGUGCAUCUGCAAAACUGGAUACAUCAGAAUUGAUGAUUAUUCAUGUACAGGUUCCUAUCUAUAGAAUAUGAAAAAAAAGAUGUGGUGCGAGAAGGGUACCUUGAAGACUAUGGGAUUUGAGGAAAUGUGGGUGU
Carlito syrichta (Philippine tarsier) is the source of this 1974-nucleotide messenger RNA. It is a transcript of the gene NELL2, whose product is annotated as neural EGFL like 2. Gene Ontology annotation, molecular function: calcium ion binding; protein binding. The transcript is spliced from 14 exons. The record is from RefSeq and is a predicted model, not a curated record. The coding region runs from base 447 to 1904 and encodes 485 amino acids. NCBI's taxonomy places the organism in Eukaryota, Metazoa, Chordata, Mammalia, Primates, Tarsiidae.